This is a messenger RNA of Pecten maximus, 1699 nucleotides long. RefSeq names its product radical S-adenosyl methionine domain-containing protein 2-like. Gene Ontology annotation, molecular function: 4 iron, 4 sulfur cluster binding; catalytic activity. Bases 105 to 1262 code for a protein of 385 amino acids. Gene Ontology annotation, cellular component: endoplasmic reticulum membrane; lipid droplet. The record is from RefSeq and is a predicted model, not a curated record. The transcript has 7 exons. Lineage: Eukaryota; Metazoa; Mollusca; Bivalvia; Pectinida; Pectinidae. Gene Ontology annotation, biological process: defense response to virus.
UCGUUCCCUGAAUAUGCUGGUAAGUUCCGGUGGAUUCCCAGCACGUGAUAUACCGACAACAAACAACUAGACUUGAUACGGCCUUCCAGUGUAACACUUAGAUAAUGGUUUGGGCAGACUUUUUUUCGAACUUUGACAGUUACGGACAGGUGUAUAAACCGAUCGGAGCAGCAAUAUGCCUAGUUGUUGCAGGUGUGUUUGGCUACUUAACAUUCAGGCGUACAGAAGGCAAAGAGAAACCGUCAAAUCAGGAUUGCAGACGACAGGUUUCAGAUGACCGAGAACAAACGGAGAAAACUUCAGAGGAUGUAGAUUCGAACGAACCGGAUUAUGACCUGAACAAUGAUUUGGAAUCGAACGCACCGAGCGUGGAAGUGGCCACUUCGGUGCCUCUGAGCGUGAACUACCACUUCACCAGGCAGUGUAACUAUCAGUGUGGAUUCUGUUUCCAUACUGCCAAAACAUCGGCCGUGCUUCCUCUGGCAGAGGCAAAGCGUGGACUGCGCAUGCUCAAGGAAUCAGGGAUGGAAAAGGUGAAUUUCUCCGGCGGCGAACCAUUCAUUGUACAACGUGGGGACUACGUUGGAGAACUGGUCAUUUUCUGUAAACGAGAUCUCGCGUUACCAAGCGUGACCAUCGUAAGCAACGGAAGCCUGAUAACAGAAAAAUGGUUCCAGAAAUACGGCGAAUUCCUGGACAUUUUGGCCAUCUCUUGCGAUAGCUUCCAUCCUCAGGUGAACAAGGAGAUUGGCCGUUACCAAGGAAACAAGAACCACUUACAGAGUCUGCAGACUGUCCGCGAUCUUUGUAGCACGUACAAGGUGGCCUUUAAGAUCAAUACAGUCGUAAAUUCCUGUAACAAAGACGAGGAUAUGGCAGACAACAUCAUAGAUCUGACACCUUGUCGGUGGAAGGUAUUCCAAUGUUUGCUGAUCGGGGGUGAGAACGCUGGCGAAAACGCGUUGAGACAGGCCGAGACGUUCGUUGUUACGGAAGCUGAAUUCCAGGCAUUCCUAGAAAGACACAGUCAUGUCACGUGUCUCGUUCCAGAAUCUAAUGAAAAGAUGAGGAACUCCUACCUGAUACUGGAUGAAUACAUGAGGUUUCUAGAUUGUACACGAGGCGGGAAGGAUCCAUCCAAAUCCAUUCUAGACGUUGGAGUGUCACAGGCCCUAAUGUUCAGUGGGUUUGACGAAUCAAUGUUCUUCAAAAGAGGAGGAAAAUAUGUCUGGAGCAAAGCCGACAUGAAACUUGAAUGGUAAUCCACGGCAGCGGUUUCAGUAAAUGGACUGAAAAAAUAGGGCACGUUUGAACGAGCAGGACACUCAUAUUUUUUGGAAAUGGUGUCCCUCAUAUCAAGUGUAUUCUGCCACAUUAUCAGAGGCGAUAUGUUCUAAUUAACGUAAAUACUCAAACAAACAAGAAAACGGAAACUCGUAAAUUCAUAUUAAAUGCAGGCGAAGUCUACAUCACGGCAAUGUGCCAAAGCGUCCAUUCAUGUUUCUUACAUCUGAAAAUAUAAAGACAAACGUCCAGCACUUCCAUGUGUCAAAGCGCCAAUGCUCAUAUUACGUGUUAAGUGGACGGAUAUAUAUUAAGCACUAGAAGGUCUUGAGUAUGUAUUUUUCUCAGAAUUCUUUGUUUCAUUUUCAUUGUUGUUUCAUUUUAUAUCUUUUAUACAUUAAAGUUUUGAAGUUAU